Poecilia latipinna (sailfin molly) is the source of this 648-nucleotide messenger RNA. Its product is annotated as galactose-specific lectin nattectin-like. Bases 52 to 648 code for a protein of 198 amino acids. NCBI's taxonomy places the organism in Eukaryota, Metazoa, Chordata, Actinopteri, Cyprinodontiformes, Poeciliidae. The record is from RefSeq and is a predicted model, not a curated record. The transcript is spliced from 7 exons.
GGAGUUCCUGUAACAGCAACAUGCUUCCUCGUUACAGGAAUAAAACAUGAAAUGUCAUCCUGGGUUCUGCAUUCCAGCAUCAACUGGCUAUUUAAGGUCUGUUCUCCAAACUGGGAUCGUCUGUCAGGAUUUAACGCAGCAAAGAUGGCGUCUGGCUUUCAGUUGGUGUUCCUCCUCGGCUCCAUCAUCGGCCUCUUGACUGUUAGAGCUGCGCCUGCUCAAAGUGACGGCCAGGAGAAGGCAGCUGACUGUCCUGCUCGCUGUCCGUCGGGUUGGACACAGUUUGGAUCUCGCUGCUUCAUUUUCUAUUACCAGUCCAGGAAAUGGUCUGAUGCAGAGAAAUUCUGCAUUUCUAUUGGAGGGAACCUGGCAUCGAUCCACAGCUCUGAUGAAAACACCUUUGUCAGUGACAUGAUCAACAGAGCCUCCGGUUCUCGUAAUACCUGGAUCGGAGGCCAUGACGCCGUCGAUGAGAGAAGAUGGCUGUGGAGCGAUGGAUCCAGCUUUGAGUAUGCGCACUGGUACAGCAACCAGCCAGACAACUCUGGAGGAAAUCAGCACUGCCUGGAAAUAAACUAUGGAGGAGACUACUGGAACGACAUGCCGUGCACAUACAGCAGGCCAUUCGUUUGUUCCCGGGAUCUCUGA